Molecule: messenger RNA, 2267 nt
Organism: Conger conger (European conger)
Lineage: Eukaryota; Metazoa; Chordata; Actinopteri; Anguilliformes; Congridae
Product: magnesium transporter protein 1-like
Exons: 10
Coding region: 74-1060 (328 amino acids)
Cellular component (GO): oligosaccharyltransferase complex
Source: RefSeq, a predicted model, not a curated record
GUGGUCGCGCGACGCUCCUUCGCGUCAUCAGGACGACGUACUCCGAGCUGUCCGGGGUAGUGCAACUGCAAAAAUGUUUCUGAAAGUUUUGUAUGGGUUUUUAUUUGUUCUAGUACUUUAUGGAAUUCCUUCAAAUGGACAGAAGAAGAAGGAGGCCGUGCUCUCCGAUAAAGUGGCACAGAUGAUGGACUGGGCCAGCAGGCGGGCAGUGAUCCGGAUGAACGGUGAAAAGUUCCGCCGCUUCGUGAGGGCUCCCCCGCGUAACUACUCCAUGGUGGUGAUGUUCACUGCACUGCAGCCUCACAGACAGUGUGGAGUGUGCAGGCAAGCUGAUGAAGAAUAUCAAAUCCUGGCUAAUUCCUGGCGCUACUCUAGUGCGUUCACCAACAGGAUCUUCUUUGCCACUGUGGAUUUUGACGAAGGCUCUGACGUCUUUCAGAUGCUGAACAUGAACUCGGCCCCGUCGUUCAUCCACUUCCCGCCGAAGGGGAAAUCCAAGCCGGCCGACACGUACGAGCUCCAGGUCCGAGGCUUUGCGGCGGAACAGAUCGCCCGGUGGAUUGCAGACAGGACCGACGUCCACAUUCGGGUAAUCCGACCGCCAAACUAUGCUGGGCCACUGAUGCUGGGCUUCCUCCUGGCUGUGGUAGGGGGGCUGGUGUACCUACGGAGAGACAACCUGGAGUUCCUGUACAACAAGAAUGCCUGGGGCUUCGGUGCACUGUGCAUUGUCCUGAUCAUGACUUCAGGGCAGAUGUGGAACCACAUCCGUGGGCCUCCGUACGCCCACAAGAACCCCGGUACUGGACAAGUGAGUUACAUCCACAGCAGCAGCCAGGCCCAGUUUGUGGCAGAAACGCACAUAGUUCUCCUGUUCAAUGCGGCCGUCACCCUCGGGAUGGUGCUGCUGCAUGAGGCAGCCACAUCUGACAUGGACAUCGGGAAGAGAAAAAUCAUGUGUGUGGCUGGAAUAAGCCUGGUGGUCCUCUUCUUCAGUUGGCUGCUGUCCAUCUUUAGAGCCAAAUACCAUGGGUAUCCAUACAGUUUCCUGAUGAGUUAAAGAAUCAGGCUGGGAGGAUUUGGAGUCCGAUCGGUCUUAAUAUGGAAGAGGCCUCAUCCCCUUUGACAGGAACCAAAUUGAAACAAGCAGCACAGUUCAGAUUUUAGUGCCUUAAGUUUAAGUACAAUAACUCCCCAUUUGUUAGAUGUUAUUAAUACUGUCCCUUUCCUUAUUUCCUUUUCAUACCUGGUGUUAUUUUUCCAUUUCUAAGCGUUCCAGCUUGUCAUUGAUCUCUGAUUUGCAUUUGUAUUCAUCUGCUUGUGGAAAGUAAUUGAGGACGCUAUAAACACAGGUGCACACGUACACACAAACGCAGAGAUGCUAAGUUGGACUACCUCAUCUCACAGGUAAUUCAGGUCUGUGCACGGCAUUGUCCAGUGACAUGUACUGUACACGUACAUAUACACAACUCUCUCCUUCAAGGGCUUUUAAAACAAAUGAGAGAUAUGGCAUUGACAUUUUUCAUAACUAUAUUGAUAAAGGCAGUAUAUUAUAAAUUAAAAAUGGAGAGGCUUUUUUUAUUGUUAAAUAUUGACGGGCAUGUUCAUUUUCUUUAUUAUGGGACAGCUCAAAAGGUCAUUAAAUCUUUUACAGCUUAAGUGUGUCAUGUCAGAUAGUGCGUAUGCUGCAAACAUUAGCCCCAUUAGUGUGCAGGGGAACCACUGUGCCUCAAGCCCAAAUCAAAAGUGUUUCAACAUGGAACGACUCAUUACUGAUACAUGUGAAUGCUCUUGUAUGACACAGUGCAUUUAACCGACUGACAGAAGUAGGAAUAGAAUUUAUUCUAAUGCCAACCACGCUGUCACUUUCCAAAAUUCUGUCCUGUAUUUCUUCCUGUCGUAUGAAGUGACAUGAUAUCCAAAUGCAAAAUCCAGCCAAAGGCAAAGCUUCUAUCACUUUUUUGUGAGAUACAAUUUGCAAGAAAAAAACAACAACUGGAAGAAGCUGAUAGGAUGUGUCUGACAAUAUGUGUAUCUCAGCAGAGCUAAAUUCACAAGAGCUCUAGGAAAUGGCAGAUUACACUUUUCCAAUACAGUCCCUUAAGAGUUGUUCCAUUAUAUUGUCUUUUUGUAUGGAUUUCCUUUUUCCUGUUAAUGUUUUUUUGUGAACCUAUGACAAGGUACAAUUAGUGUCUCGGAUGCAAAUGCAGUCUACAUGGGAGUGCUUCAGGUGAUGCUUUCUUUGCAAUUAAAGUGCCUUAAAAAUU